AGCGUGAUGCAGCCCCGUGGAUUUCUGUUCUGAUCAAUGAACGAGGAGAUUGACCCGCCAAAAAAAUGGCUGAUUUAACCAAGAUAGAGGAGCAAGAAGUUGAGAAGAGUUUGAGUGAAGAAGCAGAGAGAACAUCUCAUACUUUAGAGGAAGAUUCAGGCGUCAAUUUGGAAGGCAGUAGCUCAACUUCAGGUACAGGGCGCGCCGUUGAAAAUGAAAAAAAAAUUACUAGUGAUAAUCAGGACAACAGAGCAAAAAAGAGGAAAUUAGAACCUGAAGAUGAAGCUCCCAGGAAAGUACGUGAGAUAGGCCAUGGACAAGCUGUGGCUGCACAUUAUAAUGAACUUCAAGAAGUUGGAUUAGAAAAACGCAGCCAGAGUCGCAUAUUCUACCUCCGAAACUUUAAUAACUGGACAAAGAGUGUCCUCAUUGGUGAAUUUAUAGACCGUGUACGACGGAAGAAGAAUGAUAUAACUGUUUUGGAUCUAGGAUGUGGCAAAGGUGGAGACUUGCUUAAAUGGAAAAAAGGGAGAAUUAAAAAACUUGUCUGUACAGAUAUUGCUGACAUUUCUGUGCAGCAGUGCAAGCAGCGGUAUGAGGACAUGAAAGCCCGAUGUCGCUAUAAUGAACAUAUUUUUGAUGCAGAAUUUAUACAGGCGGAUAGUACCAAGGAUCUCCUAUCUUCCAAAUACAAUGAUCCACAUAUGUGCUUUGACAUUUGCAGCUGUCAAUUUGUUUACCAUUAUUCAUUUGAGACAUAUGAGCAGGCUGACAUGAUGCUUAAAAAUGCUUGUGGGAACCUCUCUCCUGGGGGGUAUUUCAUUGGCACAACUCCAAAUAGCUUUGAGCUUGUAAAACGACUUGAAGCUUCAGAAACAAAUUCAUUUGGGAAUGAUGUAUACAGUGUAAAAUUUGAAAAGAAGGGAGACUAUCCCUUGUUUGGCUGCAAGUAUGACUUCCACUUAGAAGAAGUGGUUGAUGUUCCUGAGUUCUUGGUUUAUUUUCCAUUACUGGAAGAGAUGGCAAAGAAGCAUGGUAUGAAGCUCGUCUACAAAAUGACAUUUCGAGAAUUCUAUGAAGAAAAGAUCAAGAAUGAUGAGCAUAAAAUGCUGCUAAGGAGAAUGCAGGCCUUGGAGCCAUAUUCUGCCUUUGGUGAUUCCAAGCUUGUUUCUGAUAAGCCGGAUGAUUAUGAGCAUGCAAAAGAGUUUAUCAAAGAUGGCAAGGCAAAGUUACCAUUGGGAACCUUGAGUAAAUCUGAAUGGGAAGCAACAAGUAUUUACUUGGUAUUUGCCUUUGAGAAGCAACUGUGAAACUUCAUCUUCUGGAUGCAGCAAGAAGAGAUCAUAUCCAUGUGCAAGUUGGAAUGGUCUGAAAUCCAUUGUGGCAACUAUUUUUUUAUUUUUAUUUUUUAAUUAUCAGACGUGUGCAGGGCACUCCCAAAAGACGAGAGCAAGCUCAUGAUUCUGAGUUACAUUUGCCUGUCUGUGACAGAAGGACUUGUGUGUGUAUAUAUAAGAAAGAUUCAGAACUAGUCUUUUUAAACAUUUGUAAUCAGUCUGCAUGCCCUCAAACUCAUGUUUGAACUUGACAGAGCUUUAUGUUCCAAACAAAUGUUUUGUUAGUACAAGUAUGUUUGUGAUUACAAGCCUGAUCCUGCGCUCUCUGAAGUUGAUGGAAAAUGACUGUUGAUUUUGGUGAUGCAGAAUGAGGGCCUAAAUAUUGUGCUGCAAAGCUCAAUUAAUUCAUAAUGAUAUAUUCAGACGUCUAGGGUAUGUCUACAUUGCAUGCAGGGCUAAGUGGCAAAUAAUACCUGAGUCAAUUUGAAUACCUCUGUGCUGUGCUCUGGCCUGCAGUGUAAAUCUACCUAAGUGGUGUUCAAGGUGUAGUUUACAUGGUAAAGUUCCAGUCUGUUCUUGUUUUUUGUGCUUGCUGAUAUGUAGUGUCCCUUCAUGGUGCUUUCAAGAUUAAAAUAGUUUGUUCUGUACAAAACUGCCCUGAAAGAACUGAAUUUCUAAAGGUUUAAAUCUCAAGUCAUUCUUCUGACAGUGCAGUAGUCUAUAACAACCGCUGAACCUAGGUUAUUGAACCUUUUCUAUUACAUUAAAGACGCUCACGACUCUU
This is a messenger RNA of Struthio camelus australis, 2121 nucleotides long. RefSeq names its product RNA guanine-7 methyltransferase (gene RNMT). Gene Ontology annotation, biological process: 7-methylguanosine mRNA capping. Gene Ontology annotation, cellular component: nucleus. Gene Ontology annotation, molecular function: mRNA 5'-cap (guanine-N7-)-methyltransferase activity. The record is from RefSeq and is a predicted model, not a curated record. Lineage: Eukaryota; Metazoa; Chordata; Aves; Struthioniformes; Struthionidae.